AUGUUUGGCAUGCUCAAGAAUUCGCUCUUCGGAAACACCGAGGAGACGGAAUAUAAGCUGCUUAGCAGUGAGACGAAGGAUGGGAUAAGCUUUGAGGUGAGGCGGUAUGAAGGUGCCAAAUACGCUGUCGUCUCCUCUGAGGGACGGAGCUUUGACCAAGUGACAGGAGAGCUGGUGAGGAAGCUGCUCAUGUACAUCGGUGGGAGCAAUGAGCAAGGUGAGGCCAUGGGUACGGCAGCGCCCAUCAUCUUCACAGUGUACCCACGGAACGACGGUGUCCUCUCACGCCGUUUGAUAGUCGCCAUCCGCAUCCCCACCAUCUACCAGCAAAGCCCCCCGACUCCCACCGACAGUGCCAUCAAGGUUGAGGAGCGGCCCGGCAUGACUGUCUACUCUCUGCAGUUCGGAGGCUUUGCAGGGGAGACUGAGUACCGAGCAGAGGCCUUGCGUUUGACGCGCACCCUGGGUGAAACGGCACCCUUCCAGCGCAAGCAGUACUUCUGCUGUAGCUACGACCCACCGCUCAAGCCUUACGGACGCCGCAAUGAGGUGUGGUUUCUACAGGAGGAGCCGUAAGACCAAUUCAGAGUCAGAUCAGAGUC
Messenger RNA from Scomber japonicus (chub mackerel), 602 nucleotides. RefSeq names its product heme-binding protein 1-like. The record is from RefSeq and is a predicted model, not a curated record. NCBI's taxonomy places the organism in Eukaryota, Metazoa, Chordata, Actinopteri, Scombriformes, Scombridae. Bases 1 to 576 code for a protein of 191 amino acids. The transcript is spliced from 4 exons.